CAGUUCAGUCUGCAGAAAUCUCAGUGUAUAAAGUAUUUCUCUGCAUUCUACUUACCUUAGCAGGAAUAUCCGUUCCACUGCAGGUUUAAUUUGCCCUUUAGAGGCCAUGGAUAUAGCACUGAGCCUGUGCUGGCUGUUCCUAGCCUUCCCCCAUAUGGCUGAAACUCUCCUGUCUGAUAACUUUAAAGAGUGUAAAAGUUUUUUCUACAAAAAAGAGCUCCCCUCAGGAUUUCAGGAAAUAACCGAAGAACCGGAUUAUAUCUGCCAGCAGUAUAAAAACAAAAUUUACUUUGCAACCCUGUAUGAUAAAGAGAAGCGCAUCCCCCUGUAUUCUGCUUAUAUCAUGGGCAAGAACCUAAAAAAGAAUCACAAGAGCAGAACAUCCUCAUUCAAUGUAGAACCCCAGCUGGUUGACAAAAGCCUGCCGGGUAACAUGCUCCCUGAGACCCAAACUGACAUCUCUAUCUCUAAAUAUAAGAAAAUUACAAGGAAGAAAGCAUCUGAUCUGCUGAGCCAGAGCCAAGCCAUUAAAGCUGAUUACAAAGGAAGAACAUAUACAACAGGGACCCUCAGUCCCAGCGGGCACCACGCGGACUCCAACAGCCGGCACGCCAGUCUCACCCUGACCAAUGUGGCACCAAUGACUAAAGAACUGAACAAUAAGAUAUGGGACAAAUACGAGACUGAAAUGAUUACGAUCACUAAUGAGUUUAAAUGUGCCACCAUGUACGUGGUUACCGGCACUGUGCCAGGCAGUGAAUGGGUUAAUCAUAAUAACAAUAAGCGAGUGAAUAUUCCCAGCCACGUGUGGAGCGCUUACUGUUGCACCGAGAAAAAUGGCCAGCCGAUAAAGUCCGGGGGAGGAAUAGCUCCUAAUGAUAAAUCAGCUGAAAACAUUGAAGCAAAAACAAUCUCUGAACUUGAGGAAGAGCUUAGUAAUCAAAAUACCAAUAUAAAAAUAUUCAAAGAUGACUGUGCAGCAAAUGAAUAACGGUGGUAAGUGAGGACUGGGUCCAGACGCAAAUCUAGUUUUGGAUCUACUUACCCAAAGCAAACUUGUGAAAACUUCCUGCUGAUUGGCUGCUAAAGCUGGUAUUAAAUUUCCCUGUAGAUUAAUAUCAUGGCAAAGCAGAACACUGACAAUAUAACCCCUCAGUGUAACAGCUGUAAUUCCCAAGCUUUAUACAACCCCAGUGGCUAUCACUGGGGCUCUUGGCAUCUAGCUAAUUAGCUUGCUUUAAACAGGUACCUGCCAAGUACAGGAUGGGAGCAGUACUGUGUGCUUUACUACAGUGCUGUGUGUCCAGGGGCAUUAAAUAUAAAGUUAAUUUAGAUUGCUGUAGACGUUACAUGUGAUUUGGCACUGUAUUUAUACUAUUAAGUGUCUUGGGAAUUAAAGGUGAAACUGGCACUGUAUUUUACUGCUAUGUGACCUAGAGGCUAUGCUGUGCUUUUAUGAACAAUAAAUUCAUAUUUACUUCC
Xenopus tropicalis (tropical clawed frog) is the source of this 1482-nucleotide messenger RNA. RefSeq names its product endonuclease domain-containing 1 protein-like. The transcript has 2 exons. The record is from RefSeq and is a predicted model, not a curated record. NCBI's taxonomy places the organism in Eukaryota, Metazoa, Chordata, Amphibia, Anura, Pipidae. Gene Ontology annotation, molecular function: metal ion binding; nucleic acid binding; hydrolase activity. Bases 107 to 991 code for a protein of 294 amino acids.